ACCUCGCUGCCUUCAGUGCAACCGACCAAACGCAGCAUCAUGAAGCUCAUGCUCGUGGCCGCCAGCCUGGUGGCAGUCCUGGCUUUCGCUCACGCGGAAGAAACCAAGGCAGCAGACAAGGAAGUGGCAGCAUCCGAUAAUACUGCGGCGACCGACGAAAAGAAACACGAAAAACGAGGACUCAUUGGUCUAGGUUACGGCGGACACGGUGGAUUCGGGGGAGGUUUCGGUGGAGGCCUCGGUGGUGGUCACGGUGGCAGCUUCGGAGGAAGCUCCGGCGGCCUUUACAGUAGCGGCUUCGGUGGCGGCUUCGGCGGUGGUUACGGCGGUGGGUACGGCGGGGGUUACGGUGGACACGACGAAGUGCACAAAACCAUCACCGUAGUCAAGAAUGUCCCAGUUCCCUACCCAGUAGAGAAACACAUCCCUUACCCAGUCGAAAAGCAAAUUCCCGUGCCUGUAAAGGUACCAGUUCCCCAACCCUACCCUGUCGUAAAGCACGUCCCAUACCACGUUAAGGAGAUCGUCAAAGUACCAGUUCAUGUACCUGCUCCUUACCCAGUUGAGAAGAAAGUCCCCUACCCCGUACAUGUUCCAGUCGACAGACCCGUUCCCUACAAGGUAUACGUGCCCCAACCUUACCCAGUAGAGAAGAAAGUACAUGUGCCAGUCAAGGUUCACGUACCCGCUCCUUACCCAGUCGAGAAGAAGGUUCCUUACCCAGUGAAGGUGCCCGUUCAUGUACCCGCUCCCUACCCAGUAUACAAGGAGGUCGCUGUACCAGUUAAGGUGCCCGUCGACAGACCCUACCCCGUCCACAUUCCCAAGCCAGUGCCUUACCCGGUUGAGAAGCCCGUGCCUUACCCAGUAGAAAAACCAGUGCCUUACCCCGUCAAGGUCCACGUUGACAGGCCUUACCCCGUCCACGUUGAGAAGCCAGUGCCGUACCCCGUCAAGGUCCCAUACCCCGCGCCUUACCCCGUCGAGAAGCACAUCCCCUACCCCGUGGAGAGGCAAGUGCCGUUCCCCGUGAAGGUGCCUGUGGACAGGCCUUACCCCGUGCACAUCGAGAAGCACGUACCCGUCCACAUCGAAAAACCCGUGCCUUAUCCAGUCAAGGUGCCAGUCCCGGUCGUCGUCAGUCACGGUCACGAGUAUGGACAUCAUGGUAGCUACUAGACAGUUGCAGGAAGCAGACGCUGUAUUGUGAUAUUAUGUAAAUGUAAGAUUAGAUCGAGCUAGCGAGCGGGCGCCUUGGGGCAGCUAUCAGAGCGGGUAGUGGACCUCAUCCAGACCCCUGGACAUCUCGCCCCAAGUCGUGCGAUCGCAACGCACCAAUAAUGUAACUUUAUAAUUUUAUUUUGUUAUUAUUUUUUUAUUUUGUGUAACUGAUCGGUAAAGUUGCGUUUUUUUUACACAUUGAGUUGAUGUACCUGUUAUGAUAGAACGAAUUGUGUUUACUAGCGAAAUAACAAUGUAAGAAAUAAAUGCUAAAAGUGA
Molecule: messenger RNA, 1500 nt
Organism: Pararge aegeria (speckled wood butterfly)
Lineage: Eukaryota; Metazoa; Arthropoda; Insecta; Lepidoptera; Nymphalidae
Product: skin secretory protein xP2-like
Exons: 2
Coding region: 40-1179 (379 amino acids)
Source: RefSeq, a predicted model, not a curated record